CGCUGAUAUAUUUGCAUUUUGAAGAAAGAUGUGAUAUUUUUCGUGAGAUUUAUAUGAAAUACAUCGUAGAUGUAUCCGAGCAUGUAGUGAAGACUUAACUAAAGUGGGAUGUCUGAAUAUGGUGAACAUUUAGAAACACAAGGCGCAACAAUGGAUCUCUCAAAGUCAUCGACAGAAACUCAAAUCUCUGUGCAUCAAGGAGGAUAUUCACCGACCUCUUCAGAAAUGAUGUCAUCACCUCAACCUUCAUAUAAUACGCCACCAGUAAAAAAAAGAUCAAGUGGAGAAAUAGGAUCGGUUUUGAGAUGUACAAAAUGCCCAUACAGCACACGUUACUAUGGAAAUAUAUAUGUCCAUAUCAGAAAACAUACAGGUGAGAAACCAUAUUGGUGCGGAGCCUGUAUGAUGACGUUUAGUCAAGGUCCAAUGUUAAAACAGCAUAUCGCAAAAUACCAUAAUGGCGAAAAGAGCUACUACCAUGUCACAAAGAGUGAAACACGUCGGGAUAUGUCUGCUUAUUACGUACGUAUAAAAGAUGAAGAUCUACCAAAAUAUGAAGACACUUUAAAUAAACAACAUUUUCUUGACCAAGACACAUUCUCUGCAGAGAAGUCAAUGAAGCCUAGUACAUCUGUGAUGCAGUCGAAUGCUGCUAUUGCUGCAGCUAACAUGGCAAUGGCAAAAGCUGCAGCUGCAAAUUGUAAUCUGAGUAACAUGACAAUGUUCCCAAUGGCAGAUGAUCUCUUGAAAAGUGAGUCAGAUAAAACCGAGACAGCAACGAGCCAAAUUGGUAAGACCAUGCUACCGAGUAUCGGUUUGUUACCAGGGAUGAUGCCGGGGUUGUUACCGAUGUGUCUUCCGUUGACGAUCCCAAAACCAAGCCACCCGGUCACAACGCACAGUUCAAUCCACAUAAACCAGAACACCAAGACAGAGCCACCAAAGAGAGAUGAUGAGACCACGAAUGGUGAUGAAGAUGGUGACAUCGACACAACAAAAACCGACAUCAAUUACAACCCAAAUCGCACCAUGUUGAAGCCAUCACAGUACAAAGGGAAGAACACACUUUUGAAUGCUGAAAGGGAUCGUUCUAAUGGGACCCCCACAAAACCUGGAGAGGUUGACGAAGAGGCAGAAGAUCUGGUCCAAACGCUGCUUCAGCUUGCACAGUCAGAGCUGAAAGCUAGUAAAGAUAGUGUUAUUAACCAGGCUGAUGGUAAGCUACCCCAGCGUCCAAUGUCCAAUGACUACAGUCCCCCGGCUAAACGAAUCCGGUCAGAAUCUCACGAAAGGGACAGCAACACCCACCCUACUGAUUAUCCCCACACCCAACAAGGGAAUCUCAACGGUGCUUUGCCGAGCAACGGGAUCCACAAUUCUGCGUGCCACAAUCCUACCGUGGAAUGUGAGCACAGUGUAAAAUUGGAAGCUCUGAGACGUAACGUAAUGCGUCUUAUACAAACUUUGGUGCCAGAUAUGAACAUCGCUACGAUGGACAUACAAGGAGACAACAUAGACUCUCUCCUUCAAGACAUGUUAGUUAAGGGUGCUGCCCAUGGUGUCCUUUAACAUUUACAUCAUGUUACUCCAUUUAUUACAUUUUGCCAUGGUAACAACAAUAUGUUGCCAUAGUUACAUUGAAUAACAGUUCAUACUCCACCAUAAAACAAUUGGGUGCUGAAGAUCCACGUGGAGAUCUGACAAAAGGUUUGUGACAAAUAGGAGGAAAUGUGAACUCUAGUGAACUAUAAAGAGGUCCAAGAAUCCAAGAAGGAGUCAUCGAGCGAAAUAAAAGGAAUGAUUCAGUCACUGAAAGUAAAAUGUGCUUAUACAUUAUAAAUGCAUGAAAUUAUACUAUAAGCACAAACCAUAUAAUUAUAAGUAGCCCAUAUUAUAACCUAACAUAGACUAGGUAGAGUAUAGAGUUAGUGCCAUAAAUGAACAGACAUAGCUUCCAUACUUAUUACUAUAGCUAGCCAAAAUAUAUCAUUUGUAUAUAUAUGUUGUGUGGUCAGUCAUUUUAAGAGAUCUUUAUUGCCAACAGUUUUAACAACUCUCCCACUAAUAAUACUCUAAGAGCAGUAUAGCACCACAUCUGUCAAAUUAAAUGUAAGCAAAUACUUAAAGCAAUAUCGUUGAUAGGUGAAUAUUCAUUUUUGAGAUUAAUAUUUAAUUAUCAUAUAUAUCCAUUCAGAAGCGGGAUUUUAUGAUGACAUGUGGCUUAUGCUUUGAUUAAACACGAAUCAAGGAUUGAUUAACAUGUUCAAUAUCACAGUAUCAGUGUAUAUCUAAUUGCGUGGUCAAUUAUUCAAUCAUAGUUGAUAUAUGUUGAAUCGAAUGACAAAUCCUUUCUUCCACUAUCAUUGUGAUAAAAACUCAUUGUAUUCAUUGUUUGACAUUGUAAAUUUUAUACAAUUUUUAUUAUUUUUAAUGAUCUAUCAAAAAUAAUGUUGCAUAGUUGCAAUACAUGAGCAUGUCCAAAUAUUCUAAACCAGUUUUUGAUAAACAGGGAUCUCAUGCAUUUGUUUUUGGAAAUGGUCAAAUGUAGUCUAUUGUGUUGUCACAAGACAUGUGGUCACAACUCUGAUUGCCAUUUCAUAUGAAUUAUUUUUUGAAUAAUCAGUAAAGAAUUUGAGAUUCUUAUCUGUACUUAUGCUUGUGAAUGGGAUAGCCAAGAAGAAUGUUGUAUCUGAUGAUUCAAUCUUUUGAAAUUUAAACUUCAUUUACAUGUAUCUCGAUAAAAUUAAAUACAACACAGCCAAAUUUUUAAAUAAGAGGUAUGAAUGAUUUUUGUAUCUUACAGGGAAAGCUUUUAAGGAAUCUUGAGGUUUCCCUCUCUUGAGAUCAAUUGGAUUUUUUCCCUCAGGGAGAUUGUCUUCUCCUUGAGAUCAUUAAGAUGCUUCUCCAUAAGGAGAUAGCAGGAGCAGGGAUGUAUCUCCCACGAGGAAAUGUAAAUACCAGAUUUGUGGUUACCUGAAAUUAUAAAUAAAAAAACCUAAAAUGUAACUCAUAUGACAUAUAUUCUACUUGGGUAUCCUAUUCCAUAUUGCUACAUACUCCAUUGCUUAAUCCUGGCUUAAUGACUUAAUUCAACUUAAUUACUAAAUGUAAACUAUAUUUAAGAGAUAUUUGUUGAUCUUUUUCGACUAACUGCGAUUUUUUGACUGAAAUCUUUUGAUUCUAAAAUGCUUCCACAUAAUAUAUAUUUUAGAUUAACAAAUAUAAACAGAUCUUCCAGAUUUUAUAAUACAGCGUCAGGUGAAAAUGCUAGAUGUGUGUGAUCCAUUUGUUUUAUGAAUUAUAUUUCAUGUUUUUCAGUCACUUUGACCUGGCAUUUAUCCGAUUGAUUAUAAAUCAUGUUUAUAUCAAUUACAUAAACUGUUUAUAAAUUUAUGUAUGUUAUCAUAUCUUAUCCAAUAACAUGUUUU
This is a messenger RNA of Owenia fusiformis, 3428 nucleotides long. The record is from the annotation of a GenBank genome assembly. NCBI's taxonomy places the organism in Eukaryota, Metazoa, Annelida, Polychaeta, Sabellida, Oweniidae.